This is a messenger RNA of Perognathus longimembris pacificus (Pacific pocket mouse), 1823 nucleotides long. RefSeq names its product interleukin 18 receptor accessory protein (gene Il18rap). Lineage: Eukaryota; Metazoa; Chordata; Mammalia; Rodentia; Heteromyidae. Gene Ontology annotation, molecular function: interleukin-18 receptor activity. The transcript has 10 exons. The record is from RefSeq and is a predicted model, not a curated record. The coding region runs from base 15 to 1823 and encodes 602 amino acids. Gene Ontology annotation, biological process: interleukin-18-mediated signaling pathway.
AAGUUUCUGAAGGGAUGACAGAAACAAGAAGCCAGGGAGAGAGACCCACGCUCUGUUUGGGCUGGAUGUGCCUUUGGCUUGCCACAGGAGUGAGAAGUACAGGAUUUGAUCUUUCAGGCUGUUCCACCCAGAAACUCCUUUGGAAAUAUUCUGCAAAGAGUGAGGAGUUUGUCUUAUUUUGUAACUUCACACAGUUGCAGAAAUCAAAUUUCUCCCACAGACAUCAACAAGGCCCAGAAGAGCCACGUUGUAGCAGUAGUUCUGAUCUCCAGUGGUACUUUCAAUCGCAGAAUGGAGGGACAUUGGAGAAACUUACUAACAAGUCCUCUCACAUCGCCAUUCAGGACAAGGACAUGCUUCACAUUUUGACCCCAGAGAUAAAUAACACUGGCUCAUACAUUUGCAGACCCAGGUAUGUCCCAAAUACAUUGAGCCCCCAAGAUGUGGUGUGUUGUGUCAAGAUAAUUGUAGAAGUUAAGCCUCAGCUACUUAGACACUGCAGAGACGCAGCACCACAAAUGCAGUACCUCAAGCUUGGUACUGCUGACUACAUUUCUUGUCCCAGUCUCAACUGUCAAAGUCAAGAUGCACCAAGGCCAGAAAUGACCUGGUUCAAGAAUGGAAAUCUCCUCUCUGAAGAAAAGAACAAUCCCAUUCAAGUGAAUGAUGUAUUUGUCCAUGACCAGGGCAUGUAUGUGUGUGAUUACACUGAAUCAGAUAAUGCUAGUUCAUGGAUCGUUAGAGCGGUUGCUCAAGUGAGAACCAUCCCUGAAGACACUAAGUCCAAACCAGACAUAGUGGAUCCCAUCGAGGACGUCAUGGUAGUAGAGCUUGGAAAGCCUUUAACCCUGUCCUGCAAAGCACGGUUUGGCUUCCAAAGGGACUUUCGACCAGUCCUAAGGUGGUACAGCCAGGAGUCUAGCCGGGAAUGGGAAGUCCCACUGUGUGAGGAGAAAAGAAUUCAACUGGCUCCCAAGGAAGAAGAAAUUGAAAGUGUUAUCUGCUUGAAAGAAGUCAUAAAGAAACAUCUCAGCAGCAAGUUUGCUUGCUUUGCCCAGAACUCCAUUGGCAAUGUGACCAAGACCAUCCAACUGAGGGAAAAGAGGGGAGUGGUUUUUGUGUAUGUCCUGCUCGUCACCAUCAUCACCCUGGUGGCCUUGCUGGUGGCAGGGGUUCUCCUCUACAUCUACUGGAUUGAAAUAGUGCUGCUCUGUCGAACCUACCAGAACAAGGAUGAGACGCUCGGGGAUAAGAAGGAAUUCGAUGCUUUUGUGUCCUAUGCGAAAUGGAGCUCUUUGGAAAACGAGGCCUCUUCUGAUCUGAGUGAGGAGCACUUGGCCCUGAAUCUGUUUCCUGAAAUCUUGGAAAACAAAUAUGGAUAUAGUUUGUGUUUGCUUGAAAGAGAUGUGGCCCCAGGUGGAGUGUACGCAGAAGACAUCGUGAGCAUUAUUAAGAAAAGUCGAAGAGGGAUAUUCAUCCUGAGCCCCAACUAUGUCAGGGGGCCCACUGUUUUUGAACUGCAAGCGGCGGUGAAUCUUGCCUUGGAUGAUCAAACACUGAAACUGAUUUUAAUUAAGUUCUGUGCCUUCCAGGAGCCCGAGUCUCUACCUCAUCUUGUCAAAAAAGCCCUCAGGGUUUUGCCCACCGUCACGUGGAGAGGUUUAAAAUCAGUGCGCCCCAACUCCAGGUUUUGGACCCAAAUGCGCUACCACAUGCCCCUGAAACACUCCAAAGGCGGCCAGAGUAACCGUCUGGGCCUCUUCCAUGGAUGGGAAAGGCCUGGCUUACACCUUUGGUUUCCCCGUCAGGACAGAGGGAGAUGA